AGCAGGUUUCAGUUUCCGGCGGCGACAACUUCACAAAGCUCAAGACGAGGAAGACGAAAGAGGAGAGGGAGGCCCUCAAGGUGGCCAAGGAAGAAGAGAAAAAGAGAAAGGCGCUCGAGAAAGAAGUGGCACGCUCCACAAAGCCGGGGGAGUGCAUGAAGUAUGUGAGGGUGUCUGUGGACAAGAACAUCCUGGACGCGGCGUCCGUCACGGAGCUCAUGGAUGCCUUUCUGGAGGCAGACAUCGGGGCCGACACCGCAGAGCUUCCGCUGGAGCGCAGCGUUCUCUGGUCGCGGAAGCACCUCUCGCUUGACGAGGCACGGCCCGGAUCGUCGGCGUUAACGUCCGAAGUCCAGGAGAACCAGGUGGCGGUGGUUCUGCCGGCUGACCAGUUCCUCCGGCUCGUCGCUUCCGAAAGACAGGACCCUCUGACGCGCGAGCACACGUCGCUUUCGGAACACCUGACCAGCGUCGAAGACCUCUACCCGGACAAGCGUGUGACGUACCUCGUGUUCGAGAUCGAGAAAUACUUCCGUCGAGAAAAGCGUAAAGCCAACGAGGAGUAUAGGGCGCUCAUUCUCGGAACCACAACGCAAGCGCCCAAGCGCAAGAAGACCACUUCGUACGACGGUCCAAAGCUGACAAGGGACGACAUCGAGACGACGCUGGUUCCGCUACAACUGGAGCGCCACUUCAACAUCCACUACGUCGAGACCGCCAACCAGCUGUCCAAGCUGCUCACGGCAUUCACCAAGGCAGUUGCAGAGCGGCUACACAAGCAGGCGAAGCAGGGUCGCGACCUCCACUUCCUGGCACCGGGGGGCGGCAUGCUGCGCAAGCACGACAGCCUGCUGCGCGUGUGGCAGGCGCAGCUUGAGCAGUUUGCCAGCGUGGGGCGGGACAUGGCGGAGGCCAUCGUGACACGCUACCCUUCGCCCAGGCUGCUCCUCCAGGCGUUCGAGGCCUGCGCCGACCCGUCGCAAGCCGAAGUUCUCCUCCAAGACAUCUUGGUCCGUCGCGGAGCGGGCGUGCUGGAGUCGACACGACGCGUCGGACCGGUCGUUUCCAAGCGGAUCUACCGCUUCUUCAGCUCGGACAACGGAAACGCCUACUUCGACUGACGUCGCACCUGUGCCGUGCAAAAUACUUUCAUAUAUAAUGUCGCUGCAAUCCCAAAUCUAAGGUUUAAGAGCGAGGACGACACAAAACAGGACAAGGUCUUUUUCUCUACAUAUUUUGUAACUUCUGUUGCAUCGACACUGGCUCGUCUACAGCAAGUGCCUCUCAAAAAUUUACGCAUUUUUUUUUCACCACAAAAAUAAAGUAUGUAUCGCCGAA
Ixodes scapularis (black-legged tick) is the source of this 1338-nucleotide messenger RNA. Its product is annotated as crossover junction endonuclease EME1. Gene Ontology annotation, biological process: mitotic intra-S DNA damage checkpoint signaling; resolution of meiotic recombination intermediates; replication fork processing. NCBI's taxonomy places the organism in Eukaryota, Metazoa, Arthropoda, Arachnida, Ixodida, Ixodidae. Gene Ontology annotation, cellular component: Holliday junction resolvase complex; nucleus. The record is from RefSeq and is a predicted model, not a curated record. The coding region runs from base 156 to 1121 and encodes 321 amino acids. Gene Ontology annotation, molecular function: DNA binding; nuclease activity. The transcript is spliced from 9 exons.